This is a messenger RNA of Drosophila grimshawi, 527 nucleotides long. RefSeq names its product protein quiver (gene rtv). The record is from RefSeq and is a predicted model, not a curated record. Gene Ontology annotation, biological process: positive regulation of voltage-gated potassium channel activity; regulation of synaptic transmission, cholinergic; sleep. The annotation marks the transcript as partial. The transcript has 3 exons. Lineage: Eukaryota; Metazoa; Arthropoda; Insecta; Diptera; Drosophilidae.
GCAUGCGUCUGUGUUCAUCAUAACUGUGAUAUUCGCUACAUCGCCAGCAACGCGCCACAAACAAACGCGCUGCUCCGUCGCUGCUAUCAGUGCCGAUCGCGAGGCGAAUUGGGCAGCUGCAAGGAUCCGUUCACCUUCAACGCCACCGAUGUCGACAAGGAGCCGGGCCUCACCGCCAUACCCUGCGCCAGUGGCUGGUGUGGCAAAGUGAUCGAGGGUGGUGGCACCUAUGCCCUCGACGACUAUGAUCUCGCCAUACAGCGGAUGUGUGUGCAGCGCGGACCGGACGACAACAUGGAUCGAUGCGCGGACACAAUCUACAAUUAUAAGAAAGUUUACAUGUGUUUCUGCCAGGGUGAUCUCUGCAAUGGAGCCCAAGGCCAUGGGACGCAUCAGCGACUGGUGCUGCUAACAUUCGCUAUCUUGGUGCCUUCAAAAUGGUUUAUUCAUUUGUAAAAUGUAUUUGAAAAGAAAUGCUUGGCAUUAUUGGGAGUGGCAAUUAAAUCUAUACAAAUAUCAAACUAAAA